Aspergillus clavatus NRRL 1 is the source of this 1365-nucleotide messenger RNA. RefSeq names its product UBX domain protein. Lineage: Eukaryota; Fungi; Ascomycota; Eurotiomycetes; Eurotiales; Aspergillaceae. The record is from RefSeq and is a predicted model, not a curated record. The coding region runs from base 1 to 1365 and encodes 454 amino acids. Gene Ontology annotation, molecular function: protein binding. The transcript has 5 exons.
AUGUUUUACUCAGAAGGUCUACAGGCAGGAAUUGCUCUCGCUGUCAGCGAGGCAAAGGCUGUUGUCUGCUUCGUUCGAGAUGAUGAAGAGACCAGUACUCUCUGGGAGGAUGAAUAUUUCGUGGAUGAUGGACAACUUGCCCAAUCGCUUCAGACGAAAUCUGUCCUGUUGCGGCUCACGAAAGAUAGCAAUGAAGCUGGAUUCCUGACUUCCUUCUGUCCCAUCGUUCGAUUCCCUACAGUGGUGGUGAUUAAAAAUGGCAUGUUGCGGGAAUACAUUGUGCCUGAGAUCUCCAAAGAUGACUUUCGCACUCGGUUGAGAGCUUCUCUCGAGGAGAAUCAACCAGCACAGCUGAGUGCUCCGGCGCCUCCUGUCUCACGUCCUUCUGCCGCACCCUCACCUGAUCCUUCGACCAGCCCUGUAUCCUCAACCGCUGCCACGACUGCAGCAACACCUGCCCCCUCGAUAUUGAAUCAAUCACAACCGAAACCAGUCGAAGAAGAAAAUAUCGGGGACCGCCAACCAGAUCAAACUCCAGGCGCUGCACACAAUGAAGGAUCCUCGAGGGUAGCCAACCCUGCGCCUUCCCGAUCAACACAUAAGCCCCAACAAUCGAAGAGGGGACAACAAAUUAGGAAGCACGACACGAAUAUCCAAGAACAAAAUACCACUAUCAAGGCGAAGCCGGAAAAGAAAACAACAUCACCUUCAAACACUACAAUAAGCACAGGCUCGCCGAAGGAAGCUCCAGCAAUGCGCCAACCAGCUACGUCCACACCUCCCAAACAAUAUCGUCUUCAAGUCCGACUUUUUGACGGAAGCUCGGUUCGUCGCAGUUUUACACCAUCUCAGACUAUUCGUGGGGAUGUUAGGCCAUGGCUAGACAGUCUACUACAAGACGAGAAACGACCAUAUAACCUGAAGCACAUUCUGACCCCGUUGCCCAAUCGAACGCUCACUAUCGCUGAAGAGGAACGUACGCUUGAAGAUCUUGGAUUAGGUUCUACCGCCAACCUUGUGAUGAUUCCGAUCAACUCCUAUACGGAGGCGUAUACAGGGUCAGGUACCAGCCUACCCGUACGUGCUGCAUAUUCCGCUUAUGGCUUGCUUUCCUCUGCCGUGGGUACUGCAACAGGCCUAGUUGGCUCCUUCCUUGGGUAUAACUCCACAACGUCAACCUCUUCCGAGACAACCCCUGAUUCCAGCUCUGCAUCGGAGAGGGGCGCGCGAAGACCGCAGGUGACUGCUUCCAGUGGUCCUAGAAUCCGAACAUUGAGAGACCAGCGCGAAGAACGGGGCGACAGUCAGUUUUAUAACGGGAAUCAGCUGAAUUUCGAACCACGGAGAGAUACAGAUGAACGAUAG